Molecule: messenger RNA, 1459 nt
Organism: Myripristis murdjan (pinecone soldierfish)
Lineage: Eukaryota; Metazoa; Chordata; Actinopteri; Holocentriformes; Holocentridae
Gene: ttc32
Product: tetratricopeptide repeat domain 32
Exons: 3
Coding region: 76-486 (136 amino acids)
Molecular function (GO): protein binding
Source: RefSeq, a predicted model, not a curated record
UGGAGGAUUCCUCGCUUUACGUCACUUCCGUAGUAGACGGAGAAAACGUCAACAAACCACCUGAAAGCCACCCUCAUGGAGGAGGAUAACUCUCAAAUACUUGAGCAUGCUCACUCUGAGUUUAAAAACCACAACUACAAGCUGGCAGAGGAGCUGUACACCAAGUUUAUCUGCUCCUGUUUGCAGACCAGGGGGUGUGAGGCCAGCAACUUGGCUACUGCUUUCAACAACCGCGGGCAGAUAAAGUACCUCCGGGUGGAUUUUCACGAAGCGGUAGAGGAUUAUACAUCGGCGAUAGAGACCGACAGCAAGUUUGAAAUACCUCUCUACAACAGAGGACUCAUUCACUACAGAUUAGGUUUUUUCGACGACGCCAAGAGGGAUUUUCAGCAGGCUCUGAAAAUCAACCCAGCCUUUGAAGACGCCAAAGUGAGCCUCCAGCAGACACUUCUGGACCGGCAGCACAAGAUCGAUAGGGGUUAUUGAUAACUUAAUACUUCAUUCAGGUCUUUCUGGACCGGUGUCAUGCAGACGUUUGGUUUUCCUGUGGUUAAGGAGGACCAAAAGUCUGAUAAACCCAAACUUUGAUUAGAGAGUUCACUUUUUAUAUGAUGGUUUAGAAAAAGAUACUCUGAAGGAGACAAAUGUGACAUAUUGGGUCCCUCAUUGUGUAUUUAUUGGAAUGGUUUUACCGCAGUAUGUGUGAUUAUCAUGGAUUUUAGAUGGACAUAAUUGUUGUGACAAUAAAUGUGAUGAAUGGUAAUAUUAUUUCAUUUCACUUUUAUGUAAACAAGCAUUAAGCACCUAAUUUUUGUUUUUCAAGUCACAACAUGACACCAUAACGUGCAGGAAAAACAACUACAACAACGUGCACCAAGCAGCAGGACAGCUCAAAAAUCACUUGAGAGACAAAUGCAAAGGGCUUCGAUAGAUCUUGAUUAAGUUGACAGAUUCAUAUCCUGACUACCUCACUGGUCCUCCAAUCAAAAAAAAAAAAAAAAAAAAAAUCAUUAGGCUCGUAAAGCAAAGUGUAUCACUUGAAUAAGUUUGAGAGCAGACAAAUCAAUCCGAGCACUCGGUACAAUGAUGAGCUCGGGCUUUACGGUCGGUAAUAAAUGUCAGUGCUAUAUGAUACAGUGUUUAAAGCACGAGGACACUGGGAGGAGGCUGGCUAAUGUAAAACAAUCACUAUGGUGCCUGCUUACAGUAGCAGUGAGAUGCUUUUACUGAAAAGGAAACACCUUGAUUUGAGCAGAUAUCCUUUCACAGGGUGAUAGGCGACAUAAAGGCAAGGCAGUCGAUCACGUCUUAACACUGCAACUCUCAGGUUGCCUUCACAGGAAAUGCAACAUUUUCUUGCCAAAUUAAGAAAAAUGCUGACCAUUUCUUCAGGUUAUAACCAAAUGACGUGUAUGUAUGUUAUUGCACCAUGUAUGAACAAUAAAUUAUUUUGAUUAUA